This is a messenger RNA of Phytophthora infestans T30-4, 1974 nucleotides long. RefSeq names its product prenyltransferase-like protein, putative. NCBI's taxonomy places the organism in Eukaryota, Oomycota, Peronosporomycetes, Peronosporales, Peronosporaceae. Gene Ontology annotation, cellular component: protein farnesyltransferase complex. Bases 1 to 1251 code for a protein of 416 amino acids. Gene Ontology annotation, molecular function: protein farnesyltransferase activity. The record is from RefSeq and is a predicted model, not a curated record. The transcript has 5 exons. Gene Ontology annotation, biological process: protein farnesylation.
AUGGCGGAGGCUCUAAACUUUGUGGCAAUGGAGCACUACCGCUUCAAAAGCGACGGACUGACGACACGCACGUCGGUGGACCAGGAGGAUUGCGAGUCCAGCUGUAGCCUCUUCUUCUUCCCGCUGCCGGAGCUGCCCCUGGACCAGCAGCUACAGCUACAACAGCUCAGCCUCGUCAACACGGAUCUGGAGCCGCUUCUAAUGCGUGAGAAACACGUCAAGUACCUAAAACGUGGUUUGACGCGGUUGCCAGCGGGGUUUGUGUCGCUCGACGCCAGUCGCCCGUGGAUUAUCUAUUGGGUUCUCCAUGCGUUAGACCUGUUGGGCGCUCUACCGGAGGAGGAGACGGAUCGAGUCAUUGGCACAUUGAAGCACUGCUGGAACGACGACCUCGACGGUGGCUUUGGUGGAGGCCAAAAGCAAUUGGGCCACACAGCCACCACCUACGCGUCAUGCCUGACACUCGCUCUGCUGGGAACACCAGAGGCCUUGGAUACCGUGGACCGACACAAACUGUACCGGUUUUUCAUGUCCAGGAAGCACGCGGCCACAGGAGCGUUCACUGCUCACGACGGAGGUGAGGUGGACGUCCGCGUGACGUACUGUGUCAUCUCCAUUGCCAGUUUGUACGGGAUCCUGACGGAUGAGCUGAAGACUGGCGUCGUGGACUACAUUCUGUCGUGUCAGACGUACGAGGGAGGCUUUGGUGGCGAGCCAGGAAACGAGGCUCAUGGAGGCUACGCGUUCUGCUCCGUCGCGGCGCUCUACAUCCUCGAUGCUGUGGAUCAGAUCCGAGAUCUCCCUGGGCUGCUGCACUGGCUGGCGAACCGACAGAUGCCGUUUGAAGGAGGUUACCAAGGACGGACUAACAAACUGGUGGACGGUUGCUACAGCUUCUGGCAGGGCGCUGUGCCCGCGCUACUCGCUGAGGUUGUAAGGGAGCGAUACGGUGACGAUGUGCCGUACCAAUGUCAUCGGGAACAGCUGCAGAAGUACAUUCUGCUCUGUGGACAAGAGAUCACCGGAGGACUGCGUGACAAGCCAGGAAAGCCGCGUGAUCACUACCACUCGUGCUAUUGUCUGAGCGGGCUGUCCGUGGCUCAGCAUGGAGAAGGCAGAGGUAAACCAGUCGUGUACGGAGACGCAUCUAACCUGGUGACUCGCACACAUCCCGCGUACAACAUCAGCUAUGACAAGGCGAUGAAGGCGAUCGAGUAUUUCAACAAGAAAGGUCCAUUCCAGCCUCAGUAGAACGAACAGGUGACGUGCUUACCCAGACAAAAUGGAGGCUUGCUUAUCUGGUCUAUGACUGUGCUGUGUCGCUAUGUGGUUGAUAACUAUAAAGGGGGGAGUUUAUCGGGUUUAUCGACAUCGUGAUCCUUGUGACUCAGAUUAUGCACGGAUGGAGACCCACCCAGUUUGGGCAAUGGAGGCUGGAAAGUCGAGGCGGAUGAGUGGGAACCGUGAUGGCCAGGAUGAUGUGCGGCCAACGAGCUUUUCCGCUUCUCUCGGUCUCGCACGGACUGACCUGUCGGAGCUUCAGCCAUCAAGAUCGCUUUGGAGACUGAAGACCCGCUCCCUGCGUUCCGUUGCUGCUUGAGUUUGGCUUUAUCUUUCCGCCGCUGACGUCGUUGGAAGGGCGUUUCCUCGUCGUCAGAGCUCACGUUGUGCGUGCUGGAGUUGGGGUGAGCGCCGUGAAUGAUGCCACUUCCCUUCACUGAAAAUGGCUGCUUGGCUUGGGGGAAACUUUGCUUGGACUUGCUACCGGCCCGCUUGACUUUUGGAGAUGGCUUCUUCUCAGCUGCUGUGUGUCCAUUCUCCUGCGACUGUGAAGCACCUAAAUAAUGGUCCAGCGACAUGCCACUGACGUCGGAUAUUGGAGCGGGUUUCUUAGCGAGCUGAGGCGCCAACACUCGCAGAGAUCCUGCUCUGGAUAAUUUCUCUUGUGCGCCGUCGUCCUCUUUGACGUGGAGA